This is a messenger RNA of Trifolium pratense (red clover), 620 nucleotides long. RefSeq lists its product as uncharacterized. The transcript is spliced from 3 exons. Lineage: Eukaryota; Viridiplantae; Streptophyta; Magnoliopsida; Fabales; Fabaceae. The record is from RefSeq and is a predicted model, not a curated record. Bases 45 to 620 code for a protein of 191 amino acids.
AAAAAAAAAAAAAAAAAAAAAAACCAAUCCAAGUCAUAAAAAAAAUGGCUUCAUUUUCAAUAGAAGAAUUCAUAGGGAAUGGAGUUUUGAAGGAGCUGCUCCCUAAGUUGUUGGAUGAAGGUUGGGAUGAUGUGCCAACCCUGAAGGUUAUGGACUCGGAUGAUAUGAAUUCAAUAAAGAUGACACAACGGCAAAAGGACUCGAUUGGAAUAAGGUCAUACCUACACGAUCGUGGACUGAUGCAAUAUGCAGAUAAGCUAGAGGCCACUGGAAAAGGUCUGCCAGAGCUUUUAAGUUUAAGUACUAUGGACCUUUCUGCUCAGUUUGACAUGAAGAGAGGCCAUAUUGCCCGUUUCAUAGACAGAACAAAAUGUGACGAUUCCUUUAAGUUACGUGCAAUGAUGGCUAGGAGAAGAAGCAGCAUGAUGUAUAGACAUGAAAGCAUCCCAAAGAAUCUUGCAUCAAACGGUUCCAACAGUAUGAUGAGAAUGCAAAUUAGAAGUAAUGCAACCUCUGAUAGAUCAUUUGAACAAUCACUUACUGAGCUAAAGAUUAAAGACGGGUACAGUUUUAAAGGGAUUGUGGCUUCUGAGCCAGUUGAGCCUAGAUUCAGAAACUAA